Messenger RNA from Grosmannia clavigera kw1407, 1830 nucleotides. Its product is annotated as ap-3 adaptor complex subunit. The coding region runs from base 1 to 1830 and encodes 609 amino acids. The record is from RefSeq and is a predicted model, not a curated record. The transcript has 2 exons. NCBI's taxonomy places the organism in Eukaryota, Fungi, Ascomycota, Sordariomycetes, Ophiostomatales, Ophiostomataceae. Gene Ontology annotation, biological process: endocytosis. Gene Ontology annotation, cellular component: cytoplasmic vesicle.
AUGGACGGUGUCAUUGAGGCGCUGCACAUCUACGAUGAGCACAACAAGCCGGUUCUGUCGCACGCAUACACGGCGCGGCCGCUGUCGGCUGCCCAGCUGCUGCCGCUGUAUCUCGAUCGACUGCAGCAGCUGAGCGGAGGGCUGUCCUCUUCUCAAGCCGCAACCUCGACCUCUUCCUCCACACGGUCCCCACCACCCGGCCUCGUGUACGUGCCGGCAACGACGCCACCGACGCUCGUGUUCGCUAUCAGCCACGGCCCGCUGCUGCUGCUUCUGACCACCACCUCGGAGCUCGAACCGCUGCUGGCCCUCGAGUUUCUGCACCGCGUCGCCGAUGCGCUCGAAGACUUUCUCGGCAGCCCGUUGACGGCUGCCCGUAUCGAGGCUUCCUAUGACGUGGCGGCCCAGCUGCUGACCGAGAUGUGCGAUGCUGGCGCCGUCGGCACCACCGAAGGCAAUGCCCUGCACGAUCUCGUCGAGGUUGAAGGCCUCGUCGGCAAGCUUCUCGGCAGCAUCUCGCUUCCCGGAAAGGCGGCUGCUGCGCUUUCGGCCGCCACAUCUGCCGCCACAUCUGCCGCUUCGUCCUCUGCUUCACCCUCUCUCCUGCCCUCGUCGCUCUCGUCGCUCUCUUCUGCCUCCUCUCCCGCUCUGCCUUGGCGCCGUGCCAACGUCCGCCACACGUCCAAUGAGCUGUAUGCUGACGUGGUCGAAUCGCUCGCCGUCACCCUCGCACCCUCGGGCCGGCCUCUCGCCGCCUUCGCCCACGGCUCCAUCGCCUUCACCGCCAAGAUCUCCGGCCUGCCUGACGUUCUGCUCACCCUGUCGGAUGCUCGCCUCCUUGACCUGCCUGUCUUCCAUCCCUGCGUCCGUCUGGCUCGCUGGCGUGAACACCCUGGCCAUCUCAGCUUCGUUCCGCCCGACGGCCGCUUUGUCCUGGCCGCCUACGAGGUCGAUCUGAUGGCCGGCGCUGUCCCUGGCCAGACCCCCCUCAACCCGCUGCGCCUCCCCGUCACCGUCGAUAUGCGCACCAGCCUUGGCCCUGUUGGCGCUGACUUUGACCUGCGCGUCCACGUCAACCGCUCCUUUGCCACUGGCACCGGCGGCAGCGGCAAUGGCAACCACGGCAGCGCUGGCACCCCCGCUUCGCCGUUGCUGCAGGACGUUCAUAUCACCGUUCCGCUGCCCGCUGGCAUUCGCAACCUCGCCGAAGUCCGGCCCACCAAGGGCGACGCCGCCUACAAUCCUGGCGACCGCUUCCUCGCCUGGCAUAUUGCAGCACGUGACAUUGCUGCCGGCACUACCUACUUUGGUCUGCGCUGCACUGUCGUCGGCCACGACAGCGGCCCCGACGACCCGGAAGACGACAAUAACAAUGCCGGCCUCGGUCCCGACGGUGGCGACGAGUUUGGCUUCCGCACGACGGCUUCCUACGACGACGGCGCUGACGGUGACGACACCAUCAACGAGGGCGCAUACCAGACGCCGGCCCAGACCAAGAAGAAGAAGAAGAAGAGGGCGGCAGCAAAGGCCGCAAAGGCAGAAAUGGCAGAAAAGGCCGCCGCCAGCGCCAGAGACGAGAAGGAGGCCCAGGACGCAAAGGACGAGGCCGCCGCCGCCGCCGCCAAGCGCAGGAGAGACCGCAACCGAAUGUUGAUGCCGGCAUCGGCGGCCGUCAGCUUCUCCGUCAAGGGCUGGCUUGCCAGCGGUGUGCGCAUCGACAGCAUUGUGCUGGACCCGCGGCGCAGCCGCGGCCUCGGCGAGGGCGUCAAGCCGUUCAAAGGGGUCAAGUACCUGACCAUCAGCAAAGGGGGGGUCGAGCUGCGGUGCUGA